GGAAAUUUAUUAAUUUUAAUAUGAAAUCAUCAACAAUAAGGUGAGAUUUUGUUUUCAGUCCUAUCGAAGGGAAUUCUUUAUCAAGGUUACUUCCAGAGCUAUGCUAGAGUCCUGUCAGACUUUACUAACUCAAACUGCCCGUUUUGGAAUACUUUAGUGUAAUAUUUUAACUUUGGAGAGUAACAAUGAUCUAGUUUGCCAAAGUAUUCACCAAAAAGUUAUAAAAGUCAGUACAAAAGGAACCAGAUUAGUCAUAAAUCUUCCCUCUUCGGCUCUCUGAAUAAGUCCUAUGAGGCUACUAAUCUUGGAAGAAAUAAAUACCAGAACUCUUUAAAAAGUAUAAGUAAGAGAGAAAGGGUCAAUAGUAAUGAUCUGAGUAUGGGAGAGUACGAAUCUACAUCCCCAAUGCUGUCAGUUGAUCCGAAUAUCAUCCCACAUGGCCAUAUUCCAACGAGUAGAGACAUGACUUUAGCCCGCACUAAGUUUAAGUACCAUCAACAAUUUCUGGCAACUAUUCAGUGUAAUAAAGGGAAUAUUAAGAAGGAUAAUCUCGUGAGGAUCAAAAACACUGCUUUGAAGAACAAGAUCAAAAGAGCCAGGAUCUACUCAAUGAGUCAAGUACAAGACUCUGUUGCUUCGGUAGAGCCAGAAACAGAAGCAACUGUGAUGAAGUCAGAUGACUCUUAUCUCUGAGAUUCGAGUGAUAAGCUUCCUUCUAUUCAUUAUGAACAAGAGAGAAGUAGCAUUGGUUUUGACUCUGUCCCUGUAACAGCUGUUUAUUUCAGCAAGAAGUCCAAAAAUACGCCUAAGAGCCAACUUGACACAUACUCAGAAGCAGCCACCAAUACUGUAGACUACCAGGAGGUUGCUCCAAGUAAAUUAUGAGAAGUGAAGCUGAGAAAUUUCAGGUUUAAAAAUAUCAGCCACCACAACAUAACUUCUUGUGAGUACCUACAUCUGAAGAAGGAAUAUUUGCCCUCAAAGUUGAAGAAAUUGAGAAGAAACAGGGAGUACUCUUAAGUUGCUCUAUUCACACUGGGUAGAUUAGGAAAAAGUUAAAGGUUUCUGAAGAAGAAGCUGGAUAUCCAUUCUUUCUCAUUAAAGCACUCUCAACGACAGUCCUAAUUCCCAUUGUGGCCUUUAGUAUAUGAUAAUAUUAACAAACCUCUUUAAAAAUACAACAUAAAAUAUGUU
This is a messenger RNA of Moneuplotes crassus, 1194 nucleotides long. The record is from the annotation of a GenBank genome assembly. NCBI's taxonomy places the organism in Eukaryota, Ciliophora, Spirotrichea, Euplotida, Euplotidae.